This is a messenger RNA of Corythoichthys intestinalis (scribbled pipefish), 1247 nucleotides long. RefSeq lists its product as uncharacterized. NCBI's taxonomy places the organism in Eukaryota, Metazoa, Chordata, Actinopteri, Syngnathiformes, Syngnathidae. The record is from RefSeq and is a predicted model, not a curated record. The transcript has 7 exons. Bases 94 to 1200 code for a protein of 368 amino acids.
GAAGAGACAUCUUUCUACUCGACGCAGGCUUCGCAAGGUCGGCGCAACUCGUGGCAUCACUACCAGAGAUAUUUGACGUCUCUUUCGGAAAGAAUGGACCAAGAAGAUCCAACGUACGAUAACCAGGGAGGUGCGGGCGCAAUACCGGAUCCUCCCAACGAACCGGACUGGAGAGAGGGCGGAGCGUACGCAAUACCGGAUCCCUCCAACGAACCGUUGCCCGAUCCCACGCACUGGAUAGAGGGCGGAGCGUACGCCAUAGAGGAGUGGUCCAACAAACCUUUGGACGAUCCAACGUACAGGAGAGAGGGCGCCAUACCGAAGCGUUCAAACCUUCUGCAACCGUUGGAAAAAGACUCCCACCGACCCCAAGUGGCCUUAAACCGGGCCCCGGUUCUACCCGGGCUGGCUGGCGGCCGACGGCACUCCGGACCUCCGCAGAAACCUGGAGCAAUUGAGGCUGCUUGCUGCAAUUGCUUCGUAAGAAGUAUCUUACCCGCCGCCAAAGCGAUCGACACCCAAAUUGAGCAGCUUCUCAAUGCUGGCAAGACCGACGCAAGUGAAGCAGCUCCUGAAAACAUCUAUGGGCUGGCGAGUCACCUCGAGGAGGGUAUCAGAAACAGAGCCCAAAGUCUGCUCAAAGCCCAAGAUGUGGAACAAGUCACCAAUUGUUUGGAGGUCAGAUUGCGUGGCUCAGCAAGUUUUCAGAAGCAUUUGAAAGCGUUUAUAAAGUCUCUAGUCGUGGCUGAGCUGAGGAAGAUAGAGGCACUUGAGGCCUUCAAGUCGGAAAAAGAACAACUCCUUCAACUUGUCCGGAGAAAACACCACGUGGAAGCUUUCGAGAAGGCCCUGUCGAGCGAUGACCACCGAUUCCUUAAUGCUGUGUGCUGGGCGUCAAGCAAGCUGGAUUUUGUGACUUUGCAGCCCAACCCAUUCUCCCCAUCACUUACGGCGGCCAUAAUCCAUCGCCUGUCCAAGGACUUCAGAAAGGAAAAGGUUCCCCCACUGAAAUUUUUUAGGUACCUAGUGCACAAGUUGACCAAAAUGGCUCUGGACGAGGAAGAGAAGCAGCGCAUAGCGGAGCAGCUGAAAGAGAGUAGAAUCAUCUUAUCUGACAUCAUGGGAAAUGCACCCGAAGAAGCCAGACCAGAUCAGAAGUUGGAACAGAUCAUUGUUAUGCUGGGCGCAUUCAUUGGCUGAGAGCCAUAUAAUAUGUUUAAAACAAAAAAUACAAGUCAUUUGUCCCU